Molecule: messenger RNA, 1953 nt
Organism: Talaromyces amestolkiae
Lineage: Eukaryota; Fungi; Ascomycota; Eurotiomycetes; Eurotiales; Trichocomaceae
Exons: 6
Coding region: 1-1953 (650 amino acids)
Biological process (GO): transmembrane transport
Cellular component (GO): membrane
Molecular function (GO): myo-inositol:proton symporter activity
Source: RefSeq, a predicted model, not a curated record
AUGGCUAAAGCGGAGGAGAUUGGAGUUCAGCCAGCAGCAGCAGGGCUUGAAGCCGCCUAUGUGAACCAAGAAUUGCGCCAUCGGCGUGUUCAGCAGCUGACUGAUAAUGUCACCGGGGAAAUCAAAAACCCUCUCGUUGGUAUUGCCAAGCCUCAUCUCAUGGCUGAUGUCGAGGCCUAUGCCAACAAGUUCGACCUCAACGAUAUCCUCCCCUUGUUGAAGAAGGGAGCUUUGGUCGCGCAGAACCCCCGCAACUUCGAAAACAUUGAGGAACUCGACGAAGCCGAGCGUCAAGCUUUACGCGAGGAAGUGACUCAUCGUUGGAAGCAUCCAUGGGCUUUGUACUUCACCAUCAUUCUCAACUCCAUCGCUGCGGCUAUCCAGGGUUGGGAUCAGGAGGGAUCCAAUGGUGCUAUCUUGACUUUCCAGGACGAUCUCGGAAUCCCUAAUUCUAGUCCUGGACCUUGUGACUUGACGGGAACCUGCGAGCGCAACACCUGGCUCGUCGGUACGAUUGUCUCAAUGCCUUACUUGACCAUCGCUGUCUUGAUUGCUUGGAUCGCUGAUCCUUUGAACCAUUGGCUUGGUCGUCGUGGUGUCAUUUUCCUCGCUGCUAUCUUCAGUCUCGUUGCACCCGUCGGUUCUGCUCUCGUUCAAACAUGGCCUCAGAUGAUUAUUUGUCGUAUUCUGCUCGGUACUGGCAUGGGUCUCAAAGAAGUCACGGUCCCUGUGUUCUCGGCUGAGACUGCCCCUACCAGCAUUCGUGGAGGUCUGACUAUGAGCUGGCAAUUGUGGACUGCAUUCGGUAUCUUCUGCGGUGUUUGUGCCAACUUGGUACUUGCCAAAACUGGAGCCAUCGCCUGGCGAUUACAGAUGGGUUCUGCAUUCAUUCCGGCCGUUCCACUUCUCUUGGGCAUCUGGUUCUGUCCAGAAUCUCCUCGUUGGCUCAUGACAAAGAAGAAACACAAGCAGGCAUACAAAUCUCUGUUGCGUUUGCGAAACACCCCUCUUCAAGCCGCACGAGACUUGUACUUCAUUCAUGCUUCAUUAGUUCAAGAGGAUAUUUUGUUGGAAGAAGCUGGAUUCUCCAAGAAUGCCGGCAUGAUCACUCGCUUCAUCGAGUUGUGGACUAUCCCACGGAAUCGUCGUGCCGCUCAGGCAUCUGGUGUUGUCAUGACUGCCCAACAGAUGUGCGGAAUCAACAUCAUUUCUUUCUACUCCAGUAGCAUCUUCGCUCAGGCAGGAGCUAGCAAUAUCGGUGCUCUGCUUGCCUCUUUUGGCUUUGGAGCCAUCAACUUCAUAUUCGCCUGGCCAGCUGUGUGGACGAUCGAUACAUUUGGUCGACGAACUCUACUGCUCUUCACCUUUCCCAACAUGUGUUGGUCGUUGCUUGCUGCUGGGUUCUGUUUCUGGAUCCCAUUUGAGAAUAAAGCUCACCUUGGAUUGCUCGCCUUCUUCAUCUACAUUUUCUGCAUAUUCUACUCUCCAGGCGAAGGACCUGUGCCUUUUGCUUACUCUGCAGAGGUGUUUCCGCUGUCUCAUCGUGAAAUUGGUAUGUCUUGGGCCGUGGCGACCAACAACUGGUGGGGUUCAGCACUGGGGAUUACUUUCCCUUUCAUGCUCAAGGCGAUGACACCGCAGGGCGCAAUCGGAUUCUAUGCGGCGCUGAACCUCAUAGCUUUUGUGAUGAUUUUCCUCUUUGUCCCCGAGACCAAACAGCGUUCUCUUGAAGAGCUGGACUAUGUCUUUGCAGUGACUACUCGUCGUCACGCGUCGUACCAGUUGGGUACCGUUGCUCCAUGGUGGAUCAAGCGAUACAUUUUCCGUCGCAAGGACUUGGUUUGCCCUGAGCUUUACAAGAUCGACUUGGACGACGACAGCAGCUUAGGUGUCAUGCCAGGUAAUAACAAGACCGGGGCCGAGGCCAGCGAGUACCCAACCUCUGCUGUUUGA